Messenger RNA from Engraulis encrasicolus (European anchovy), 4118 nucleotides. Its product is annotated as KIAA0319 ortholog. The transcript has 23 exons. Lineage: Eukaryota; Metazoa; Chordata; Actinopteri; Clupeiformes; Engraulidae. Gene Ontology annotation, biological process: neuron migration. Gene Ontology annotation, cellular component: cytoplasmic vesicle; plasma membrane. The record is from RefSeq and is a predicted model, not a curated record. The coding region runs from base 1 to 3225 and encodes 1074 amino acids.
AUGACACCUGGACACCUCCUGGUCACGUGCCUUGCUCUGCAUCUCAUGAAAGGCGUGCUGGCCACCCAAUGCUGGCAGGGGGCCACCUUCUCUGAGUCCAUCGUGUCCCCGGACCUGAAGAGUAGCAGCAUCCUACGCGUCCCCAAGGUGACGUCGUUGGCCCAGUGCGCGGGGGCCUGCUGCGACCUGCCCGGCUGCGACCUGGCCUGGCUGUUGGAGCGCCGCUGCUACGUGCUGAGCUGCCAGCGCAAGGACAACUGUGCGCCCAAGCAGCGGCGCGGCGCCGACUCCUACCUAGCCUUCCUGCAACGCGGGCCGCCACAGACGCUCGUGCUGCAGUCGCUGGUGCGCGGCAGGGAGCCGUUUCCACCCGGGCGCUGGCCCCAGGUGCCAGCGCAUCACCGUGGCCUGCAGGCCUCCCUGAAGGACCUGGCUCUGCUGCAAGGAGGCGCAGGAGGAGGCGCAGGAGGAGGAGGAGAGCGGGACUUCGACGGCCAGGAGUUGGAGUACGCUGAUCUGUACAGGGGGCCAGAGGAGCAAGAAGAGGAGGAGGAAGAGGUGGGGGGAGAAGAGGAGGGCGAGGAGGAGGAGGAGGAUGUUGGGGAAGGCGGUUUGGGUACGGAGAGCCUGAAGGAGGGGUUGGUGGGGCUUCUGGACUGGCCUGAUGUUCAGGGAUCCAGAGAGGCCUUGAACCUGACGGAGAGCGAGGAUGGGAGGGAGAGGCAGCAGGCUGCGCUGAUGGAGUCUAACGGAGGAGGAGGAGGAGGAGAAGGAGGAGGAGGAGGAGUAGGAGCAAGAGCUGGGGAAGGAGAAGGAGGAGGAGGAAGAGCUAAAUCUGGGCCGACUGCCUUGUCGCAGGAUUUCAGUGCCGAUCUCGUCCAGCUGAGUCGAAUAAGCCAAACGAGGACGCCGGCUCCUGAUGCGAGGCUGCUGGCUGCGUCCACCAUGGCUACCGCGCACACCCCCCCUGUGGAGACAGUGCGGAGUCUGCAGGUGUCUAUUGAGGGACCUGUCGACGUCACCCUCCCUGUCAGCGAUGUGGAGUUGACAGCCUCCGUCACAGUAGCAGCAGAAACAGAAAAAGCAGCAGACCCGUCACAAUCAGUAGAAGGCUCCUCCUACUCCUACAGCUGGGCGUGGCUAAGCCGACCUGAAGACCAGCAGGGGGCGAUGGAGGGCCAGAGCAGCAGGACGCUGAAGAUCACCGGGCUCACCGCAGGCCUGUACGCUCUCAAGGUGACUGUGAGCGGAGAGCGGUCCCACGGGGAGGCAGCAGUCAACAUCACAGUUCACUCAGAUUCUGUGAAUAGCGCUCCCAAAGCUGUUGUCAACCCACCAACUCAGGAGUUGACCUUCCCAGUUGGUCUCGUCGUCAUUAAUGGCAGUGAGAGCGCAGAUGAAGACGCUGACAUUGUCAACUACCGCUGGGAGCAGGUGGGAGGCCCCCCGCUGGCCAACGCCAGUACUGCGGAUAGUCCUGUUCUCCUUUUACACAUCCUGGAGCCCGGGACGUACUCCUUCAGACUGACGGUGACAGACUCGAGGGGAUUGGCUGACAGCGCCACCGCCUCAGUGAUCGUGGCCAAUCGGAGAAGGGAUCUCCCCCCGGUGGCGGACGCGGGUCCUGAUGCGGUCGUCACCCUGCCUGUGGAUCACCUGGUAGUCAGGGGCAACCGCAGCACUGAUGACCAGGCCAUCACAGCAUACCUGUGGACACUAGACCCCAGCAGCCACAACACAGCGCCCAACAUGGAGGGAUUGCGUGAGCCGUUCCUGCAGCUGUCUGGUCUUCAGGAGGGCCAAUACACCUUCCUCUUGACCGUCACUGACUCCAGCGGCCAGCAAGAUUCAAGCCCUGUCACUGUCACCGUUCUACCGGUGAACGCUGCCCCGGUGGCUGUGGUGGGUCCAGAUCGUCAGCUCAUCCUGCCCGUCAACAGCGUCACUCUGGACGGCAGCAGCAGCACUGAUGACAGAGGCAUCGCCAGCUUCCAGUGGGACACCGUCAGUGGUCCACCAGGCACAAAAAUAGAGGACGCGAGCAGAGCAGUAACCACGGCGACUGGCCUCAGGGCGGGGAACCACAAGUUCCUGCUAACCGUGAAAGACCAGCAGGGGGCACUAGACAAGGCUGCCUUCACCGUCACUGUCAAAGAGGCCAGAAGCCUGCCCUUGGUGGCCCAUGCCAGCGGCAGUCACACGCUGACGCUGCCCAACAACUCCCUGGUGCUGCGGGGCUCCGUCUCCAACGCCGGCCCCACCAACGUCUCCUUCGUCUGGGUCAGGGAUGAGCAGAGCCCGGCCGCAGGGGACAUCCUGUAUAGUUCUGAGCGGUCGUGCUGCUUGUAUCUGGCCAACCUGGUGGAGGGUACUUACCUGUUCCAGCUGCGUGUGAGCGACGGCCUUGGGAGGUCCAGCUCCGCCACCGCCACUGUGGAAGUGCGUCCCGACCCGCGUGAGCGCGAGGAGGUGGAGCUUGAGCUGGCGGUGGGCGUGGCCCAGGUGAGUCAGCAGCAGAAGAGCACGGUGCUGCGCCAGCUGGCCGCCCUCCUGCACGUCCUCGACGCUGACAUCGCACUCAAGGGACUCCACGACCAAUCAGAUAUUAGCACGGUGAUGAGGUUCUCAGUGCAGGGGUCGGACGGCACAAUUCCCGGGCCGCGAUUGGCCAAGCUGCUGAGGAACCAGCUGCUGAAGCAGAAGACUGACUUCCUGCUCUUCAAAGUGCUCCGAGUCGACACCGUCAUGUGUUUGCUGCGCUGUUCUGGGCGAGGCCAGUGUGACCCUGUCAGUAAGAGCUGUGCCUGUGACCCCCUCUGGAUGGAGAACCCCUUCCAGCGCCUCCUAGAGGAUGGAGAAAGCAACUGCGAGUGGAAUGUGCUGUACGUCAUGGUGUCGGGGUUCCUGGGGCUGGUCCUCGUCCUCUCCGUCAGCUGGACCUGUCUCUGCUGCUGUAAAAGGACCAGACGCACCAAAGUAAGAAAGAAAACCAAAUACACCAUCCUGGACAACAUGGACGAGCAGGAGAGGAUGGAGCUGAGGCCGAAAUACCACAUCAAGCACAGGAGCACGGAGCACAACUCCAGCCUCAUGAUGUCGGAGUCGGAGUUCGAGAGCGAGCAGGACACCAUCUUCAGCCACGACCGCUCGGACCGGCCCCGCAACCGCUCCAACGGCGCCGUCAGGAACGGAGACGCCUUCAGCUUUCGCUCCGUGGACAGCUGAGCUGAGCCGGACCGGCCAGCCCGACAGCCUUCUGUCUCCCUCCAAAACACCAACACACAUGAAGGACUGCAACCUGUUUAUCAUCGACUUUCAAAUCUCUUCGAGAAUUGGUCUGACCAAGAGUAUAACAAUUAACAUUUCCCAAACGGCAUGGUUGACCCGCCUGCCUUGGUUUGCUACUGGUUGUUUGCCUUCCCGACAAAGUGGGAGGAGUUCCCGAUUUUUCCGUAGCUCGGAAACGAUAUUUGUAUUGCUCCUGGCCUGACUAGAAGCAUCGCUGAAGGUGUUGCGUCAAUAGGAGGGCGCGGCCUGGCUAGGACUGCUGUUCUCUCCCCAGGGGGUUGGCUAUCGGCCUGCUCAGGGGUCAAGGCCAUAGGUGCCGGAAAGGGGGAUGCAGUGGUGCAUUUUCAUCCCCACUUUUGGGCUCCCUAAAUGAGGCUUUCUCAACGUUUACUGCAGACAAAUGAGUGGAAUGCUGCAGCAGUAACAUUGUUAAGAAAUAAAGAACGAAGAAAAGAAAAUGAAAAACAGAAAAGAAAAUGCGCCACCACUUUCUCCCAGAGCCUACUCCUGUAUGUGGACACAUGGACUUCACUGGGUGGAGUAGUUCACACGAACAGACCAGAGAAUGUAAAUAAGAUGGACGCUCGCUCAUCUUGCAUAUGACUACUAACUUAAAAUGCUUGGAUCCCUGUCUCUCUUGUGCAUUGCAUAAUUAUUUCCUGAAACAAGAGAUCUGUCUUUAAAGUCAUUUUUGUAUUAUUUAUUUAUUUAUUUGAUUGGUGCAAUGUGCGCUGAGCUUACAAAGAACAUAAUCUAUCAAUUUAAAAUGUGUCCCUCGUCAAAAAAUAUAUGAAGUUCUCGAUUUGUAUAAAAUACUUGAAGUACAGAAU